AUGUCGGAGGAGCAAACUGAUUCCAACUCCAGUGUGUACUAUUUUGACAGUGCAGUCCAGAGCAGCCUCGUGUUUUCAGGACCCAUAUUUGUUAUUUUGAUGAUGAUGAUGGUGACUUUGGUUGUGGUGAUAGUUUUGGGAAACGCACUGGUCAUUUUGGCCUUUAAAGUGGACAAGAGUUUGAGAAGACAAUGCAAUUACUACUUCCUCAAUUUGGCAGUGUCAGAUUUUCUUGUAGGGGCAUUCUGCAUCCCAGUCUACAUCCCCUACAUUCUCACAGGCAGGUGGACACUGGGCCGAGGACUGUGUAAACUGUGGCUGGUCAUGGACUACCUGCUUUGUUCUGCGUCUGUCUUUAGCAUUGUCCUCAUCAGCUAUGACCGUUUCCUGUCAGUCACCAGAGCGGUAAGUUAUCGUGCCAGGCAGAGAAUGACUCAUCAAGCCAUAAUCAAGAUGAUUGGUGUCUGGGUGCUAGCCUUUGUCCUGUACGGCCCAGCUAUCAUAUUCUGGGAGCUGGCUGUGGGUAGAAGCCGCGUGCCAAAGGAUGAGUGCUUUGCGGAGUUCUAUUACUCUUGGUACUUCCUGCUGAGUGCCUCAAUGCUGGAGUUUUUCUCUCCUUUCAUCUCAGUGGCUUUCUUCAACCUCAGCAUUUACCUCAGCAUACGCAGGAGGAGGUUCCACAGCAGGGAGGCCCAGCUACACCUUCAAAUGAGCGAACCUGCCUCUGCCCAGGGGGAAGGUAUCCCCCUGUCCCACAACUGGGGGUUUGGGAUGAAACUGGCUGUAAAAGGCUCUAUCCACUCGCAGACCUCCUCUCCUAGUUUGGGUAAACUCGAUCCCUCAACCAGCAGGGCGGCGCAGCCCAGCCGUCUGUCCAGGGAUAAGAAAAUUGCUAAGUCCCUGGCCAUCAUAGUGUGUGUGUUUGCCAUCUGCUGGGCACCGUACACCCUACUGAUGAUCAUCCGUGCUGCCUGCAGAGGGCGGUGCAUCCAGCAUCACUGGUACGAGGUCACCUUCUGGCUCCUGUGGCUCAACUCUGCUAUUAACCCAUUCCUGUACCCACUUUGCCACAGUAGCUUCCGCAGGGCCUUUAGCAAGAUUCUCUGCCCGAAGCGGCACACAACUCCCCCGUCAUCUGUCCUUCGUGCUGGCCAGUGA
Molecule: messenger RNA, 1158 nt
Organism: Seriola dumerili (greater amberjack)
Lineage: Eukaryota; Metazoa; Chordata; Actinopteri; Carangiformes; Carangidae
Gene: hrh3
Product: histamine receptor H3
Exons: 3
Coding region: 1-1158 (385 amino acids)
Biological process (GO): adenylate cyclase-activating adrenergic receptor signaling pathway
Cellular component (GO): membrane
Molecular function (GO): histamine receptor activity
Source: RefSeq, a predicted model, not a curated record